Colletotrichum graminicola M1.001 is the source of this 894-nucleotide messenger RNA. RefSeq names its product short chain dehydrogenase. The coding region runs from base 1 to 894 and encodes 297 amino acids. Gene Ontology annotation, molecular function: oxidoreductase activity. The record is from RefSeq and is a predicted model, not a curated record. The transcript is spliced from 3 exons. Lineage: Eukaryota; Fungi; Ascomycota; Sordariomycetes; Glomerellales; Glomerellaceae.
AUGACUGAUAAAGGACAAUUCGAAGAGGGCUACAAGGUGCCGGUGACGGACCAAGAGUUCCCCGGCAAGGAGGGGAAACUACCCGUCACUCCCUUGUUCGACCGAGUCCCGACGCCUGAUGGCGGCUCCAAGCUGUACCAGGCUGCGGGAAAGCUUGAGGGGCUGAAGGCUAUCAUCACCGGUGGUGACUCUGGUAUCGGCCGUGCUACAGCAAUUUUGUUCGCUAUGGAAGGAGCCGACUCGUUGAUCGCGUACCUCCCCGAUGAAGAGGAGGACGCCCAGGAGACCAAAAAGCGCGUCGAGGACUAUGGCCGCAAGUGCUACCUUGUCGCGACCGACAUCACUGAUCGCGCAAAUUGCCAAAAUAUUGUCGACACAGCGCUGGAGAAGCUUGGCGGCAUCGACAUUCUGUUCAACAACGCUGCAUAUCAGAUGAUGGUUGAAAACAUCAAGGACUUGAAGGAGGAGCAGUGGGUUCACACCUUCAACACCAACAUCCACCCGAUGUUCUACCUGGCAAAGUACGCUUUGCCUCACAUGAAGAAGGGAUCAACAAUCAUCAAUAAUGCGAGCAUCAACGCAUACAUUGGCCGACCAGACCUUUUGGACUACACCUCAACCAAGGGCGCCAUCAUCUCCUUCACCAGAGGGCUGAGUAACCAGUUUUGCGACAAGGGGAUCCGUGUCAAUGCAGUCGCCCCAGGCCCGGUCUGGACGCCACUGAUUCCCGCGACCAUGAACGAGGAGGCCCAGAAGCAGUUCACGAGCCCCAUCGGACGCCCGUCGCAGCCCUCCGAGAUUGCGACCUGCGUCGUCUUCCUUGCCUCCACCGACAGCGCAAGUAUCACCGGCCAAACCAUUCACUGCAACGGGGGUGUUAUUGUCAACGGUUAA